UCAAGAAAAAUGUACGAAAAACAAGUGCGGAAAAUAUUCAUUGUGUCGUGUCUCAUACAUCUGAUACAUCCCUCCUUAUCCUCCGCCAUAAAGGAUUAUGUGAAGUGCACGGAGGGCUCUAUGUCAGCCGAUCCCAAAGAUUGUGCAGGCUAUUAUCAGUGCCUCGACGCCGAGUCCCUGCUCAUGAAGUGUCCCUUUGGCAGUUAUUUCGAGGCUCAGCACGAAGUGUGUGUGGUGGAUGAGCAGGGAAUUUGUCCCAAUUCCGAGCGAAUCUGUUUUGAGGGAGAGCUUCUAGAGGAUCCCAGGGACCCAGCUAAUUACCUGAGGUGUCUUGUAGGGAGUCUGGUGAAGGAGAGAUGUCCCUCGGGCAGUUACUUUAAUUCCGUUUCAAAAACAUGCCGUCUGGACUGGAACUUCGAGUUGUUUUCACUUCGGGAAACCUGUGCCGAGGGCGAGGUCCAGGCAGAUCCGACAAAUUGUGCCGGUUACCUGGGCUGUAAGGAUGGCCAGCUGGUAUCCAAGACCUGUCCCAGUGGCAGCUACUUCGAGCCAAAGCUCAUGAUCUGCAUCGUGGAUGUGAAUGGUCUGUGCGUGGAACCGCCUCCCAGGUGCACGGAGGGAAAGGUGAAACUGGAUCCCAACAACUGUGCCGGCUACCUCAAGUGCAUCGAUGGCGAACUGGAGGAGGAGCUGUGUCCCAAUGGCUCCUACUUCCAUGCCACACUGGAGACCUGUAUCCAGGACUACGAGGGUAUCUGCGUGACCAAUAUAUUGAGUUGCAUUGAAGGCGAGAUCGGGAUGGAUCCUGAAGACUGUGCUGGCUACAGAGAGUGUAUCCGCGGUGUGGUGGCGAAUCUCAAGUGUGCUCCUGGGAGGUAUUUCAAUGUGAACCAAAUGGAUUGCCUCCUGGAUGUGGAGCAAGUGUGUGUAAAGUCACGUGAAGAAUGUGAAAGAACUGGGAAUGUGGGUGAUCAGGAGUACUAUAUAUACAAUGCUGAAACGGUAACUGAAAUUUUAGAGGUUAAGGCACAGGCACGCCCGCAUUCUUGUGGAUGCAAUCUCUAACCGCCUUAACUUUCACGAUUUUGCAUGAAUAAUAAAUAAGCUCUCUCCACACGAUAA
Messenger RNA from Drosophila kikkawai, 1122 nucleotides. RefSeq names its product peritrophin-48. Gene Ontology annotation, molecular function: chitin binding. Lineage: Eukaryota; Metazoa; Arthropoda; Insecta; Diptera; Drosophilidae. Gene Ontology annotation, cellular component: extracellular region. The record is from RefSeq and is a predicted model, not a curated record.